Molecule: messenger RNA, 1077 nt
Organism: Desarmillaria tabescens
Lineage: Eukaryota; Fungi; Basidiomycota; Agaricomycetes; Agaricales; Physalacriaceae
Exons: 5
Coding region: 1-1077 (358 amino acids)
Source: RefSeq, a predicted model, not a curated record
AUGGUGCCUGGGAUAGAGCUUGGGGACGAGUUUACUCAUUCCAAUACGAGCUUUGUUAGUGCACAUCGUCGUUGUCGCCGGGUGGAGAAGGACCUCAUGAUCCAGUUCUCCCGCAACCCCUCCGAUAUAAUUUUGCGAAAACAACUGGUUAACAUUCGAAUCAUGGGUCACCUCCUGAAAGUUGGUCCUACAGACAAAGCAAAGACCCAUAUCUCCACAACCAUCAAUAGCGAAGCUACCGAUGAAGUCUUCAUUGCUCGAGGUGCAUUCUAUGAUAAGUUCUUCAUCCGGACAUUCCGCAAGGCGAAGGGACCUACUCCCCAGGCAUCUAAUCAUCACUCGCGCCCUUCCUACCAACAGACUUUGGCGGAAGUGCAUCAACAGCUUCAGCGUUAUCCAUCCAACCAUCAAGAGGCGAAGAAAAGCGCCUUGGCUCGUGACAACUAUCGAUGUGUCUUGUCCAGCACCACGGACAAGAUGUCAUUCUUCAAGUACGGCGAACUCCAAGCACAGUUACCGGAAGGGAUGGUACCACGAACCACCCAGUGUGCCCACAUCUUCCCUGAGUCCAUGAGCGUCGGCAUUGAUAAUCCAAUCAAGAGAGACUGCGCUGCGAACGCAUGGACUAUCAUUGAACACUUUGGAUUCACGAAUGUCCUCGAGGAACUUCAGGGCGAAAAAAUCCACCGGUUGGAAAACAUCCUGACCCUCGAAUACGAUCUUCGUGAUCAUUUUGACGAUCUCACUCUAUGGUUGGAGCCUACAGAUAUUGAUAACCACUAUAAAGUCGGCACAACGAAGGAGCGCUACAUUUUUGAACUGUUGAAAGUGCCUCAUUUUAUUGAUUUCACAUCUACUCGAAGUGACUUCCCACUGCCCUCGAAAGAGUACUUGUGCAUACAUGCUGCAUGCUGUCGGGUGGCGCAUAUGUCUGGUGCCGCAGAGUAUCUCAACUUCGUAGAGGAUGAUGAUCCUUUCAAGUCCAAGAUACGAAGCUACGAUCCCGUAGGUUCAGAUUUCGGGGAUGUCUUGGCAGCGCGGUUGUAUGAUGUGAGCGAGGUUCGUUUGGCCGCGUGA